UGUAAAUAUGGCUUUUAAAUAAUUUCUACAACUUCUUCAAAAAUAGUCUUUUCAUAUCUCUUAAAACUCAGCUCAGAGACUCACAGAGAGAUUGCUGACUCGUACAUCCUCCUCGUGUGGUAAUUGUGAUGCCCUUGCUGGGCGAGUUGAGAUUAGGCGGGAGUAAUACGAGAUUGAAUGGACUUGCUCUACUCCAUGCUAAUCCGGGGCGGCUCUGUAUCUUGAACCUCACGAUCUCUUGAAAGCAUGAGCAUGGACGAGUUUGCGUGUUUUCUAUUCAACCAAGAAAAGAAAUUCAUCAAGAAAAUGGCAUGUCCCCUCCUAAACCUCUCCGCAGAGCUACAAUUCCUAAUAUUCCGGCACCUCCAAUCGUACAAAACCCCCGAGGAGCUAGAUGUUCAGACUCGCAAUCAAUCUCUCGGGAAACAAGGCAUAUUCGAGCGAGAUCUCCGCAACCUCAGCUUGACAUGCAAUUUCUACUAUACGGCUCUUCUCCCGUAUACAUUCGAGAAACUCGUUCUUCAGAACAAUGAGACAUCAGCAUCCUCAAUCCUGCGCUGCAUGACCAACGCCGCGAGGAAUUACAUCUUGUUUACCAAAGAGCUCUGGUUCACUGAUACGAGGGCCAUGAAACUGGCAAUGGAGGACGAAUAUUUCGCAAAUGGUCACCGGAAGAACAACUCCAACAAGGAUGAUGAGAAUGAGAUCAAUAUACCGGAGUUAUGCCGACUUCCAACAUCCGCAGCGGAGAUCCUGUCGAGCCUCUCCCGCUUUCCGAAUCUGAAUCACCUCCUCAUCCACUGGCGCUUCCACGACAGUGACUGGUACAUUGAACAGUACGCCAUAGGCGGUGAGACGGAGGAUGACAACGGUGCCGCCGAGUGGGAGGAGCAGUCUCCCUGGAGAGCACUGAUGCGCGACGUCUAUAACGCUGUUAGCAAGAAUGUUGUUGAUAUCACUGCUUCUUCCCCCCCGCAAGCAGGCCUACUACAAUCCCCUCCUAUGCCACCAAUACUCAAAUCCCUAGAAAUCAAAAACAGCCCCAUGCACCCCGUCUCCAGUUAUCUCUCCCCCACCUUCCACCACUUCCUUAGCACCCUCCACUCCUUCAAACUCAGUCUAAUGACCGCCGACAACAUCGGCCACUAUGCCAUCAACACCUGCUUCCAGUAUCAAGAUUUCACCUCCAAACUGGACACGUACUUCCUCAACCAUCUAUCGAGCGCCACAUCCCUGCACAUUGCAGCCCGGGACGGGCCGCUUGGCAGCGAAAACAGCGGUCCUGCUUAUUGUCCCCUUUCUCUGCCUCCAACGCAGCGACUUCCGGCACUGAAGAGGCUGGUGCUGGAUACUUGCUUUAUUACUGCUCCCAGCACAAUUGAUUUCUUUGCCAGGCAUGCGCGGUCCUUGGAACACGUGAAGUUUUUUAGAUGUUUCUCUGAUGAUGUUGGGAAUACGUGGUGCAAGUUGUUUGAAGCGCUGGCGAGGGCGGGGCCAGAGCGGCUUGUGGAGUUUUGCGUGGAACCUGCCAAGGUGAAGUUUAAAGAGGCGAGUUGGCGGAGAAAUGAGGGGACUGAGAGGGAGGCGGGCCGUUGUGAGGCAUUACUACUGGGUGGGGAUGAAGAUGAGGAGGAGAGGGGGGGGAGGUGUGUUGUGGGUGAACGUAGAGGCGCAGCGGGGAGACGAGGAAGAAGGGCUUUUUGCUAUGGUUAUAUUGAUGACAAGUAUGGAUUUGUGGCGGAAAUUCCGCCUAUCAAUAGGGAGAUGUUGUUAAGGGGAGAGGAUCAGAGGGCGUAUGAUGCGUUGAUGGAGAUUGCGGAGCGAAAUAGGAGGCGGCUGAUGGCGGCGGAGAGCAGGAUUUAAUCACCGUCCACAUAUACAUACAUACAUACAUAUAUACCUUCUAUAUAAUUUCGGAAAGCCGUUGUAGUUGCGGGUGCUCAUUGGAUAUUUUGAAUACAGCUACUUCUCGGUAGCUCUUCAAUAACAAUAUGUUCCUUUACUGUUUGGUGUGCUUGGGAUUCUUCAUGUUAUUCUUCAUACUAACACGCUUGUUGAUUCAAAAUAUCACAAACAUACUGGACUAUUGGCUGCUUGCUCUGUCCUUUCCAAUUGCCGUGGCUGCCCUGAAGUCAUACCAAUCCGCAGCUCCGGCGCCAUACAUCUCAACCAAGGGCGAGUUGGCAAAAGGAUCCGUUGUCGAAUCCUCAUGCCAAUUAUACUCUAAGAUGAUAUUCCCAUCCACAACCCACCG
Messenger RNA from Blastomyces gilchristii SLH14081, 2254 nucleotides. RefSeq lists its product as uncharacterized. The coding region runs from base 247 to 1863 and encodes 538 amino acids. The transcript is spliced from 2 exons. NCBI's taxonomy places the organism in Eukaryota, Fungi, Ascomycota, Eurotiomycetes, Onygenales, Ajellomycetaceae. The record is from RefSeq and is a predicted model, not a curated record.